Paramecium sonneborni is the source of this 587-nucleotide messenger RNA. The record is from the annotation of a GenBank genome assembly. Lineage: Eukaryota; Ciliophora; Oligohymenophorea; Peniculida; Parameciidae.
AUAAAACAUUUAUGAAAACAUAAAAAUAAAUAGAUUCUACUAAAACUGAGCCUGCUUUUAUUGGAUAGCCAAGUAAAAAAUUAAUUAAAUGAGAAAGUUAAUUUGAAAUAAAAGGAAGAAAAAACAAAAAGGAUACAAACAAAAUUGCCAUCAUUGCCAUCAUUGCCAAAUUUACCUAAAAAAAACAAAGAAUUUUAUAAUAAAUGGUAUAUACCUUAUGAAUUAAGAUAUGUUUAAAAGCCUGAUUUAUAAAAAGAUAAUUUUGAAGGUAUUAUUAAUAUAUAUAUGUUGAAGAUGAUUUGCACUUUUAUAAGAAUAUUCAUAGUAUUAAUGUAUAAUAUAAUCCAUUUGAUGAUAAAUUGCCUGAGGUGCUAAUUAAAAAUAUAGGAUAUCGAGAGAGAACGGAAACAGUUAAGGAUUUAUUAAAAGGGCAAAGAUAAUUAUUAGAAUUUAAAAAGUAACUAUCAGAUAAUAAUAUAAAUAGAUAUUUAGAAAGAGAUAAUUAGAGAGUCCCAGAAUUUAUCAAAUAAUUAUUAGAUAGUGAAUAAAACAAUAAAAAAUAUAAACAGUUUAAAUAGUUAUCAUGA